AGUUUUGCUCGAUAAGUCGUGUUGGAAGUACCUUGGUACUCUCGUUGCGUGAUCGCGUGCCACUGUUUUCCCUCGUCUAUCAUCGCACUUGCCAUUUUUUCCUCCGAUUUUAAUAGUACUUCCGUAAAAGUGGUUCCCAGCAGUCUGUGUACCUCAAGGAACUUUGUGCUUUGAAUUUGUUGAAAGAUAUUAUUCCUUAAGGAGGCAAAAUAGUUAAGAAAAAGAUACACCAUGAAUCAUAUCAUACCCCUGUUGCUUUCGACGAUAUUUCUCAUACAGUCUGUACUACCCUGCAACGAGGCAGUAUGUGGCAGUGUAGUCAGCAAAUGCUUGCUGACCGAAUCGUCUAAUUGCGAUUUAAUUUUAUUAAUUACUCCCUGUUGCAAAGGAAUUGCCAAAGAUUGUUUGGGAUAUCUGUAUACUGAGUGUUGCUCAUGUGUAGGUAGGUACCGUUCGUUUUGGGCUCAGUGCAUGAGCUGGACCAAAUGCAAGUCCAGCUGUCAAUCGAUGGGAGCAGAAAGUUUCAGGUGGUUUCACGACGGUUGCUGCGAAUGCGUGGGCGAUAAAUGCAUUAAUUACGGAAUAAAUGAGAGCAGGUGCAGUAACUGCCCAGUAAGCGAUGAGCUGAUUGUCCUGAAAGACAAUGACAUAGACGAGGAUGAACCCGAUUUUGGAGAAAACGACGACGAUACGGAAUACGUUGAAGACUGAGUUUAAAUUAUUCACCUUCAACAUAUUAAUUUACAAGUAUUUAUUGCAAUUUUUGUCCGGUGCAGUGUGAUCGAUAAAAACAACGUCGCAGUAGGCUUAGAAAUAAUAUUUUAGUUUGUUAAAUGUCAAAUCUUACAGUGUGAAAAAUAUAAAUAGUUUUUACGCUUGUUUUUAUUAUAAUUUAAUUUUAACGUGCUAUGUUAUUUCUAUGCCUACUAUGAUACUGUUUUUAUUUUAUCAAAACAUGUAGAUACCUAAAAUAUGUUUUUUACCAUACAUAUGUAGGUCUGAAGUUAACAAACGCAGAUCAAAUCAUUUGAGAGCCAUAUAUGAUCUAACAAGAUCGCAUUUAAAUUGGACUUCUUCCGAAAUUUAUUAACUUUUUGUUGCUCGCGCCCCCUUUGGUUUAAUUGAAAAUUUUGGGCGGGGUAUAAAAAUACCCCGCAUAUUCUGCGUGGGGUGUAAAAAUACCCCUCGUAUUCCGUGUGGGGUAUAAAAAUACCCCGCGAGAGUAUUGGAGGAUUAACUGAAAAAGAGUCAAAUUUUAAACCUAUCUUAGUAUAGUAUCCAUUGUACUAUUUAUACUUUAUUUUUUAUUGUGUUGAUUCAAAGAAUUAGCCCUAUUUAAGAGACUGCUGCUAUUGGCUAAAUGAAAAAACUAUAUAAUUUAGUUUUUAUUUGUGAAUAUUGAAAGAGUCUUAUUUUUUUAUCGCUAGUUUUAUGCUAUAUAUAGUGUAUUAAAUAUAGACAACUCUAUAUUUUAAGAAUUUAAGUAUUUGUAUAACACGUUGUCGUUAACAAGUUUUUAUAUUAUUGUCAAUAUUCGUAUAUAUACAAAAGUGUUUUUAUUGUCGCAGUUAAUACAGGGCGUGUCAAAAAGUUCGCAACAAUUUUUUUUAUUUAAGUUUAUACGGAAUUUCUUAUUGUUUUUGACAAGUGAUAUCUUAAAAUUGACGUUUUGUGUGUAUAUUUUGUAUGUGAACCUUUAUUUUAUGUAAUUUGUGGCGAAAAUCAUACGAUUUUUUGGAAAUAUUCGAAAAAAUGUAAAAAAUUAAUAUUUUUUGAAAGUCCCUGUAUAUUUCUGGAUAUAAAUACGUUAAUCAAAAUCUAUUUAGAAAAUAUUUUGUUACCUAAUGCUCCUUUUUGCUUAUGUAAAAAUAAUUUUUAUAAUUUGUCAUCAUAAUAAUAUUCACAUUCCAAUGUCAAAAUUAUUUUUUUUUUCUUAUAAAAUCCUGGGUAUUUUACCACUGAAAAAGGGAUAUUACUACAUUGCUAAGGAAAUCAACACCACUGCGUAAAAUCCUGAAGGAAACCAGCUUGUUUGUGGCUUUUUUACUUGUAAAACAAAUUCCCUAAAAUAAAAAACGAUAAAAAUAAUUACUGAAAAACAAAAAAAUAAAUUAACAAUAUAAUAAAAUAAUUUGGGCAAACCCAGGAUUUUUUCAAGAAAUUCUCUUUUUGAUAUUUGACAUGCUGAAAAUAAACUUUUAAUAACUCAGUAAUUAAACAAGUUUUCUCAUUUGUUGCGAUCUUUAUGGCACACCCUGUAUAAAGACUUUGUAUUUUAUUCUAUUGUAUUAUUAAAAGUAUUUAUUGUUCAUCUAAAUAUUAUGUAAUAAUACUCAGUGAUUCUUUUUUUAAGUAGUUGCAAAAUGAAACACUUUGUAUAUAAUUAAUACAUACAUGGUGUUCGAGAAAUACGCCGCUAUAUUUCGUAGGGUGAUUUACCAUUAAAAUAUAUGGAAAAACGUUUUUAUACAUACGGGUCUGAUGCGUAGUUUGAAAGAGCAUUUUUGUGACGUGUAUCAUCAGUGUUCACAAGAACAUGGACCUAGAGUUUAUCACCGAAUCAUAACGACACUAUUUGAGAGGCUGUACAAGGCAAAUAUACUCAAGGUGGACUCGCUGGUCUCUCUAUUUAUAGAUAAAAAAUCAUUUUUAACCACCUAUAUCUUUAAAAUUACGAAUUUCAGGUCCCAGGUUUAUAGGAACUUUUUUUCAUAUUUUUUUCGAUAAGAAAUCACCCACUGGAAUUCCCUGAAUUCGCUUCGAACACCCUGUAUAUUAGAAACAUAUAUAUUGUUUAUAUAAGUCUUGUAAAAGUAAAAAAUAAUAAUAAAAUUAUUGAUGGAUCUUAGUUGAGGCUACAAAAUCUCCUUCUGUAUAUAAAUAUACUUAUUAAGUCUCUACCCAGUGUAAAUUUUUGUACAUUUUUUUCUAAAACUAAUUUAACGAAAAUGUAGUAAUAUUCUUUAUUGGAUAUAGGAAAUAAAAAAAUCAUACAAU
This is a messenger RNA of Sitophilus oryzae (rice weevil), 2997 nucleotides long. Its product is annotated as protein twisted gastrulation-like. The record is from RefSeq and is a predicted model, not a curated record. Gene Ontology annotation, biological process: regulation of BMP signaling pathway. NCBI's taxonomy places the organism in Eukaryota, Metazoa, Arthropoda, Insecta, Coleoptera, Curculionidae.